Molecule: messenger RNA, 561 nt
Organism: Cyphellophora europaea CBS 101466
Lineage: Eukaryota; Fungi; Ascomycota; Eurotiomycetes; Chaetothyriales; Cyphellophoraceae
Exons: 2
Coding region: 1-561 (186 amino acids)
Biological process (GO): ribosomal large subunit export from nucleus
Cellular component (GO): nucleolus; preribosome, large subunit precursor
Source: RefSeq, a predicted model, not a curated record
AUGGCGAAGACACCGAAAGUCAAGCAGAAGGCAGGAGCCAAUUCCCGCUCCCGCGCCGCCAGACGCGGUGGCUCGCCCUCGCUCGAUUUGGAUAAGUCUGUCACCGAUGCGCCUCGAGCCUCUGAUGCUACUCCAGUACUCUCCGCACGACCUGGAGGUGGUAUACAGAAGGCCAAAAAGAAACAGAAGCCCAUGAAGCGGGGCCAGCGUGCGCGGCAAGAGAAAGGCCUGGCCCGUGCCGAGAUUGUAAUGGAUCAGCUAGAGAAGAAGAAGUCGGAGUCGCAGGUCAAGAUGAAGAAAGUAAGAGGCAGACGCGCGAUCUGGGAUGAGAUCAACGGGGAGGCUGAGGAAGAGAAGAGGAAAACUCCUAAAUUAUUCUCGGCACGCGGGGACGAUGCGGAGGCAGAGGAUCAGCAAUGGGAAGAUGUGGACGAGCAAGGUGACCAAGAGAUGAAACUGGUAGAUGGCGUCCAGGUGCCGGCAAAUGCUCCUGUCAACAAGCUGGUCGUGGUCGACCGAACGGCAUCGAACGCUGGCUCAGACCUAGACGACAUCAGCUGA